AUGGAUAAGAAGCAAAGGCAAUGAGCGACGCACAGAGCCAAGAAAAUGGCGUUUCUCUCUCCUUCCCCGACGCAGAAACCACAGUCUCAGUAUCUUCGCAACUACCCAAAGAAAUUUUCUCACUAUACUCCUCUGCUACACCGGCCGCCGCCGCAGAUCAGAUGUUCAGCUUUCAGUGACAGCUCGAAUGCCAAGGAAAGCACAUCUGAAUUCAAGGAAAUAAGAAAUGUAGCUUGUGGGAUUCUUGCUGCUUGGGCAAUCAGUGCUGUUUCACCUGUUAUUGCUGCCAGUCAAAGGUUGCCUCCUUUAUCGACAGAGCCAAACAGGUGUGAGCGUGCUUUUAUUGGCAACACGAUAGGUCAAGCUAACGGUGUUUAUGACAAACCACUCGAUCUGCGCUUUUGUGAUUACACGAACGAGAAAACCAACCUCAAGGGGAAGUCUCUCUCAGCAGCACUUAUGUCAGACGCCAAGUUUGAUGGUGCAGACAUGUCUGAAGUUAUAAUGUCAAAAGCUUAUGCAGUUGGAGCUAGCUUUAAGGGCACAGACUUUUCCAAUGCUGUUCUUGAUCGCGUUAACUUUGAGAAGGCCGACCUGCAAGGAGCUUCGUUUAAGAACACAGUGCUAUCUGGAUCCACUUUCAACGAUGCUCAUCUUGAAAACGUAGUCUUUGAGGACACCAUCAUCGGCUACAUUGAUCUUCAGAAGCUCUGCACAAACAAAACAAUCGACGAAGAAGGAAGGGCUAACUUAGGAUGUCGAUAGCCUCGUGUUAUGACCUCAAUGGGAGGGAGAGACAUAUAUAUCAUCUGAAGUUUUGCUACAGUGAGUAUAACUAAAUGAUGAAUGUGAAGGAAAAUUUGAAUUGAAUUGAAUUGCUUCAGUUCUUUGUGUUUACUGUAAAACCUUGCUUCAGAUUCAAUUUGUUCUUCUAUAUGUAAUUCAUUCUAUACAUUUGCUCCCCUUGAGGAGAUAGAUGAUGAGUAAUAAUAGAUAAGAAUGCUCUUGAAAAACUCCAAA
Molecule: messenger RNA, 1020 nt
Organism: Ipomoea nil (Japanese morning glory)
Lineage: Eukaryota; Viridiplantae; Streptophyta; Magnoliopsida; Solanales; Convolvulaceae
Product: thylakoid lumenal 17.4 kDa protein, chloroplastic
Exons: 4
Coding region: 46-765 (239 amino acids)
Source: RefSeq, a predicted model, not a curated record